This is a messenger RNA of Anastrepha ludens (Mexican fruit fly), 3504 nucleotides long. RefSeq lists its product as uncharacterized. Bases 742 to 1794 code for a protein of 350 amino acids. Lineage: Eukaryota; Metazoa; Arthropoda; Insecta; Diptera; Tephritidae. The record is from RefSeq and is a predicted model, not a curated record. The transcript is spliced from 5 exons.
AGUUCCCAGGUUCGAAUCUCCGGGCAUGAAACAUCAAAUAAUAGACAAAGUCUUUUCUAAUAGCGGUCGCGCUAUGUCAGUCAGCCGUUCGGAGUCAGCUUAAAACUCUGAAUUUAAUUACUGUCCAUUUAUUAAUGGCAAUUCCUUUACAUUUAUUUUCCCUAAAAAUAGGUUAUUUUAUUACAUACACGCAUCCAAUUACAAUCCGAGAGGAUAGGGUCUCUGUCUUGUUAGUUUAGCACGAAGAAGCACGAAAGGUAAAAGAGUCUUGGAUUUUCUAACGUUUAUGUGAGGAAUGUAAUUUGGUGCCGGCGGCCGGACCGCCGAACGGACUUGUGCGUAACUACUAUUGGUCUUUGGCAAACUUCCGAGUAUAUUCCUGCCUGUACGCCUCUUCAUUUGGGGAACAACAGAAAAAACUCACAACACAAAUCAGAGAAGGAGCUCGGCUAAACACCAAAAAAAUGUGCGCGCCAAUUAAAGCUUUAUUGCAUCCACCUAUUGCAUCAAGCUCUGUUCAAAGUGGGGUUCGCAUUUGCUCACUGUUUUGUGUCAUUAAGACCACGCAACGUGUUACAAGUCAAUCAAAACAAUGGAAAAACUACAUGAAUUGAUCUUCCCACAUCCACCGUAUCCGCCAGAUUUGGCCAGCGACCACUGGCUGUUCGCAGAACUAAAAAAAAAUCUCGCCGCAUAAAACGAUUUCCAUUUUGGAUAAUUGCCAUCAGUAGGGAGUGUGCCAUGGAUUUUAGUGAACUAUUUUGGUAUUUAAUAGCAAUUUUGAUACCAGCGGCGUUUACAAAAACUUAUGGCUUAUAUUUGGACUACUCAGACAAUACUGAGUUCAUACAGCAAGAGGCUGGAUAUAAUAUUUUACUACAAUGUGAUAUCAAAGGCUUGGUAAACGAGAAAAUUGAGGCUGACACAAAAAUCUAUUGGUUUUUUAAGCAAUGUCGAGAAAAAACAGUAGGCGGUGGCAGAUGUCACGAUUGGAUGCAGCUACCUUGUGAAGAGAACUUUUGCAAGUCUGACUUGUUACUCCUCAAUGUCACCGAAGAGUAUUCUGGCUUAUAUAAAUGCAGUAUGGUGCCAUUAGAGUACAGAUCUGGUCAAGCAAUUGAUAUUCAUCUAGUUAGAAUUUAUCAUUUAAAUGUGAAAAAUAAAAUUUUGGCUAUACCAAAAUUAAUUGAUGCUUAUCCUUUGAAUAAAACCGCAAUUGUUGGUGCCCAAGCAGUGUUCCAGUGCCGUGUGCAAAGCGAGGAACACCCGACCAUAAAGUGGUUUCGUCGCAAAUCCACGUCAAAUCCCACUGGUUUGGAAUCUGCUGCCGGCAUUGGUUUAGGUGUAUUCAACGAUAACUUCAAUGCUCACAUUGUCAACUACAACGGACAUACCUACGAAUUAAUACACACGGCGCAAGAGAAACAUGUUGGGGACGAGGUAUAUCUCAGUAAAUUGAUCCUGAACGGCGUGCGUCUGCAAGAUGAGGGCUAUUAUGCUUGUGUAGCUUUUAGUUAUUAUGGCUAUAAGAUACGCGAGGCGUACUUGCAAGUUGAUAACCAGGCGAAUAUUGAAUAUUGGUCGGACUAUGACGCCAACGAGGAAGCUUAUACGGAUCCACGCGAGUUUUGGAUGCUAUUUUUGAUGCCAUUAGGGUUGGCGAUGUUUCCGCUUAUGGUCUGGCUAAGCUAUUUGGCUUACAAGCGACGUCUGGCAGGUGCGGGAUCCAAAAGGGAAUUACGCGGCUGUGCUGAUGAAUUCACGGAGCGUGACAAUUGUAUUUUGAGAGUAUAAUAAUAUGUGAAAAGUGUGAAGCCGCGUAUAGGUUUGAACUACAUAAGGAUAUAAUAUUUAAUGUAAUUCUACUUAAUUCUAGUUAAGUUACUAGUUUUUAUUAGCUGAAAUAGCAUUGCCUAUGAAUUUAUCCCAGAUUCAGAUUUCCCUUGGUGGAAGUAAAAAUUUUUGUUUCUGCUAUUCAUCACUUGUAAAAACUGUGUUUCUGAUUAUUUUUAGCUUUUAGCCUUUCCACUUUCAGUUCUACAUACAUAAAUAUGUAAAUACAAUCCAUAUGUAUGGCCAUUCGUUCCGGUAUAUUAAAAUACCGGCCAAGACACAUUUUUAAAACUUAGAUUAAUUUUGGUUAUUGACUAUUGGCUAAUUGUUGGAAAACUAAGGCAGAUACGCUUAUAAAAAUAGUUUGAUUUAAGUUUAGAAUAAUUGUGUAUGUACUUAAGUAUAUUUGAACCAAACUGUUAACUGUCAUUGUAAGCAAAUGAAUGUAUGUAUACAGAUAUACAAGUAAAAACCCUCUUCCUAUGUUUUUAACAGCCACAGGUGUGAAUUUGGCAGGCGCCUAGGUGUGUAAUAGUGUGAGUGCUUGGUAUUUUUGCUUGAGCGUAUUGGCGGGGUUGCUAUGCCAAAUUAGAAUUUUUAUGGUAGCAUUAAGGGGGCCUCUUAUCAGUGGCUUCGAAAAAAGAUUUUUUUCUCAAUUUUUUUUUCGAGGCGAAAAAAGCGACACACAGGAAUAAUCUUUUGCAUUUAUUUGAAGACAUGAUUGAAGAGUAAUAAACAAUUUGUUAACAUAAAUAAAAAAACAAAAUGGCGGACAUAUGAGGGACCUCGCACAGCUUCUCGUUGCGCGAUAGUAAAACGGUGUGUAAGAUUGCGGUCGUAGUUUUCACCUGAAACAUAAAAGAAAAAUAUUGUCUUAUUCAGAAGGCUUUCCCUCAUAUAAAAGACUACUCUUGUAUCAAAAUAUGAAAAAAUGAACACACAAUUAUUUAUUGAAAAAAGUGUUUUUUUCAAAAAGGUGUUAAAUAACAUUAAAAAAUGAUUUUUUUUUUUUGUAUUUUGUUAGUUAAUUAGUUGGGCAUUUUAAUUAUCUUUAUAUAGAUUAUCGGUUUGAAAUGAUAACUUUCGUCGCUUUUUUUAAUCUUACACGCCAUUUUCAAAAACAUGGUUUUGAGAAAACGUGUUUCAAAGUUUUCAGAAGGUAGACAGUAUACUCACACGAGGGACGGUUAACAGGCCUGUAACUCCGAAAUCACUUUGAGUUCCGCUAUGAAAUUUUGAGGGCAUAUUCUCCUAUAAUAUAUCUAUUGAUUGCAGUAAAAAAAUCGAUUUUUUGAAGCCGACUGAUAAGAGGCCCCCUUAAAAACCAUAGAAUAUCGACAAAAAAAAUACAAAAUAAUAUCUUGGACUUGAAAAAUUUACAAUAACAAAUAUCUUUAAUAUAUUUAUUAGCUAUAAUAAUGCUUUCUUAUUCAGAAAUAUCUGAAUUUGUACGAAAUUUUUUGGUACGAUUUUUUAGGAAAUUUAGCCAGUUACAUAAAAGAGCGUACUGGAAUCAGGUGAUAUCAGCUGUGGGGAUUUUUCGAUGACCAGUGCGUGUAGUGUUCUAGUGAGUAUAGUGAAAAAAUCGUAGUAGCAUUUAAUAAACCAAACCUGGCUUGUCUACGCACACAAGAGAGCAAGACAGAUGCCAAAUAAAAGCAAAAUAAUAAA